AGAACCCUGUCGUCCCUCAUGCAGCAGUACACAGUGCGGAGUUUUUCAGUAUAGAAGCAUUCGCAGUAUCGUAGAAGGAGAGCAGCAGGUUCUUGUACAAGCCAAAUACCGAACUAAUACUUUAGCGAGGAUAAAAGUGACAGCGUGAACUCGUUUAUUUUCUCACACAGAAGAUUCAUAUACACAUACACUUUUCCAUUUUUCUCAAAGUUGAAGUUCGCAAGCCCCAUGACGGUCGUCGCAGCGGCUUCGUCCGACGGCGGUGCAGCAAACGGGGCCGCCAGUGCGUCGUCGAAGUCUGUUCCUCUUCCUGCAAACGUCGCGUCCGACAAAAUUACGCACGCCGAUGUGCUGCGACUAGUUUCGCUGCUCGAAAAGAAGGACUUCGAAACCUGGAAGCAACUGACGGUCGAAAAGCACCUGUCGGACGAGUUCACCAGUCUGUCCGAGCAGCUUGAGCGGCUGGCGAAGCAGAUGCUGCCGCUAAAGCAGCUGUGCGGGGAGCUGCGGACGCAGACGAAGCACGUCAGCGAGCGGACCGAGGUGCUGCGAGCGGAGGAGGUCGCGAAGCGGCGGGACAUGGAGGAAUACCUGGAAAAGCACAUUGACCCACUGCAGCGGGAGGAGUAUCAUAUUGAAAAGUGCAGCUGCCUCGUCAGAUUCGGAAGAAAUAAUGCGAAGUGCUUGUAUUGGAAAGUUAUUUUAUCCACAUGGACAAUGAAAGGACGAGGACUCUUGCUACUUGUUGGAAAUUUCAGUGACACACAGCAGUACAAAUUGCGUGACGAAGCAAUACUGUGUACUAUGCAAGACGGGAAAAGUAAGUGUAGAAAAAGUUUGCAAGACAAUGGCUUGCUCAUUCGGAGGUAAGCGCGCUUUUCAUUCUGAUAAGUAGAACGAGAAAUUCGAAAAGGAGAUGCGGGAGUCGGACGAGCUGCAGGCCCGGCUCCGAACCUUUCUGGAAGAGUAUGACCACCGCGAGGAACUGAAGCGGCAGCAAAACGAGCUGCGGGAAAAGGAAUUCGGGAAUACGCAGCGGAAACGUGUAGUCAUUAGUUCGGGUCGUCGUGCUGUCAGGGCCGACAGGCAAAGACUUGACGUGCUGCGUCCGAGGGCUGGAAAUGUUCAAUUUGCCAGGACGCGCUGAUGCCAAGAAGAGCUCAAUUUUUUUUUGCCCUGCUGUAGUGUCAUGGGUACAAAAAAGGCCUUCGAAGCCGUUUGGACAAUACAUUUUUGCCACUCGCGCCGUCAGUGAACAUUUUGUGCGCAAGCAAGACGAGAUUCAACAUCUAGGCAUGUUUUUCCCUGACAGACAGACAGACAGACUCAGGUCUUUUUGAAAAUCAUAGGCGAGUUGGAUGAACAAAUUCUGGAGCUGGAGAAGACCACAGAUCAAGAAGCGGCGGAACUGUGGCAGUGGGAAAAGCUAUCGGCGCAAAUUGUGUUGUGCACUGACUCGAGAUGCAGUUCUUGGUCACAUAAUGUGUCUUUUUCCAAUGCUUGCAGUGUGGAAUCUUGUUGAUACGUAAAUGUAUCGAACAUUUACAUUGUGUGUGCGAUGUUCCUCUUUUUGAAGGUGUAUUCUGUUGCGACGUCCGUUUGUUGAUCACAAGCUUUGGCUUGUUGAGUCAAAAGAGCGCAACUUUUGCGUCGAUAGGGGCAGAACCUGGUGAAGCAGAAGGAGAACGACAAGAUUCGAGCGUCCAUAAACGCACGAGUGGAGCAAUUUGAGGAGUGGCAAAAGUCGCUGGAGCAGAUGCACAAAGACUUCAAUACUACGGGCACGGACUUGCAGACACUUCGUAUCAAAUGUAAAAAUGUCUGGGUCUGGAGGAAUGCAACUUGUCAUGCUAAAUCUGCAGCGUGCAAAAAUCUGUGUUGCAUGAUUACCAAAAGUCGACCAAUUUUGAUCAAGUCGGGAGGUAGUUUCUCAUGCAGGAUAGGCAUUAGAAAGGUCUCGCAGAAUCUGUCAUGCUGGGUCCGGCAUUCCAGACCUCAUGGGUCAUGGAAAAGCAGCAUGACAAAUCGCGCAUUCAUCCAGACCCAGACAUUUUUACACUUGAUACUUCGGCUGAAGAAGCAACUUUUGCUCAAAAAGAAGGACGAGGCGGCCUACCGCCUGAGUCACACCAAGGAACUCCUCAAAAGGAAAAAAGUCAUCGAAAAAGAACUUGCGAAUGUAUGAACUCGCUUGGUCCUCCUGCUCGGGGGCAGAGGAAGAUCUCGAUAAGAUUGUAACUGCGGGGAUCGAUUGCACUCUGCAGACGUCGUGAGAUACAAUAGUACCACAUAGCACUUCUACCGAGAAUGCCCUUCUUCACGAGCUGAGGAAUUUUCGUCUCCAAAAGUUCUUGGUUUCGAGCGUGUGCCGCGCUUUGCC
This is a messenger RNA of Amoebophrya sp. A120, 2380 nucleotides long. Lineage: Eukaryota; Dinophyceae; Syndiniales; Amoebophryaceae. The record is from the annotation of a GenBank genome assembly.